Molecule: messenger RNA, 415 nt
Organism: Xyrichtys novacula (pearly razorfish)
Lineage: Eukaryota; Metazoa; Chordata; Actinopteri; Labriformes; Labridae
Source: the annotation of a GenBank genome assembly
AUGCGCGGCUUCCUGCACUACCUUUCCAUCCAGCACAAACUGGAAGAUUUAGAAAAUGAACACUGUGUAACAAAGAGCCUUUUUGAGCAGAUUUGGACCUUCUUCAAUGACCAGCCUCGCGCCAUCACCGCGCGCAACUGGAGAGGAGCGUCACGGAGCCUCUUCACAAAGUACCUCUGUGUUGCACGGACACUUUCCCUGACUGGAGUGAUUAAACUGCAACAAGCAUUCCGCACUCAUCGUGUAACGCUCCUCUCUGCUUGUCUCGAAUCGUUUGAGGCGACCCAAAGUUCCGCAGGCGCAGUUCUCCUCCUCCACGGCGGUGCGGGAGUCAGGCUCGGCUGUUGCCGUGGUGCUCGCCAGUAGACAGAUAGCAUCGGCGGAAGGAGGGGAUACAGAGACUCCUGCAGGCUAA